UUCUUUUAUUUCUGCUCUAUGAGUUUUCUUAGUCAUGAGGUAGCAAAUGGGCUGAGUCCCUACCUCAGGCUUAGGGGCACAGAGAUGAGUCAAACAUGGCUUCUCAGGCUUGCAGUCUUGGGGGACGAAAUCCCUGAGUCAUUUCCAGAGACCCAGCCAUUUGUAGGGAGGUUAAUAUCCCAGCCUUACCACAUUAGGCUAGGAAGCCAGAAACUAAGGUCAAUAUUCUGUUCUCUGACCAUCCCUGCUGCCUAACCCUUCUUUAUUCAAAGUGUGGUCCCUACCUAGCCAGGCACGGUGUCUCACGCCUGUGAUCCCAGUACUUUGGGAAGCCAAGGCAGGUGGAUCACCUGAGAUCAGAAGUUUGAGACCAGCCUGGCCAACAUGGUGAAACCCCGUUUCUACUAAAAAUACAAAAAUUAUCCGGUGUGGUGGUGCGCACCUGUAGUCCCACCUACUCAGGAGGCUGAGGCAGGAGAAUUGCUUGAACCCAGGGAGGCGGAGAUUGCAGUGAGCUGAGAUCGCACCACUGUACUCCAGCCUGAGUGACAGAGCAAGACUCUGUCUCAAAAAAAAAAAAAAAAAAAAAAGUGUGGUCUCUAAACCAGCAACCUUGGAGCUUGUUAGGAAUAUACUUUCAGGUACUGCUCCAGACCUGCUGAAUCAGAGCCUUUAUUUUAACAAGAUCCCCAGGUGAUUCAUGUACCCUCAACCUCAGGCUCUUCAUCCAUCUAGAGGGGAGGCUAAGGCCAGUAUUUUUGGGGCACUGCCAUGGAGUACUUAGGAGAGCCUGGGAUAAUCAAGAUGGCCUUUGAAGCUUUUGUCCUGUGGGUUGGCACAUGGGCUGAGUUGUUCCAGGUUUGGGUAGGUGAAGCAGCAAGUCCUAGGUAUUAUAGAUUAAGCAUGAGAUGGGGCUCUCAGUAGAAUGGGGAGGGGGAGGCGGCCGAGUUGCAGAUGCAGAGAUGCAGAUCUUUGUGAAGACCCUCAUUAGCAAGACCAUCACCCUUGAGGUCAAGCCCAAUGACACCAUUGAGAAUGUCAAAGCCAAAAUUCAAGACAAGGAGGGCUUCCCACCUGACCAGCAGCAUCUGAUAUUCGCCGGCAAACAGCUGGAGGAUGGCUGCAUGCUCUCAGACUACAACAUCCAGAAAGAGUCCACCCUGCACCUGGUGCUGUGCCUGCGAGGUGGCAUUACUGAGCCUUCCCUCCGCCAGCUUGCCCAGAAAUACAACUGUGACAAGAUGAUCUGCGGCAGCUGCUAUGCUCGCCUGCACCCUGAUGCCGUCAACUGCUGCAAGAAGUGUGGCCACACCAACAACCUGUGUCCCAAGAAGAAGGUCAAAUAAGCCUCUUCCUUCCUGGAAGGGCAACCUCCUGCCCAGGCCUCAUGGCCCUGGAGCCUCAACAAAUUGUCCCUUUGGUUGACUGGAAAAAAUAAAAAAAGAGUAGGGAGGGGUGCAGAGGUCUUACCAGAUCAGUAAAGUACCUACCCCAAGGUGGGGAGGGGAUGAAAACUUACUUGGUGCACGAGGAUCAAAGACCGUGGACUUGGACCCAGUCUUGCACUUUGCACACCCUGAGUCCUUCACAUUAGGGUUCAUAACCUUGUAGUAGCUAAGUGGAUCCAGGGGUGUGUCUGGCUCACCCUUGGCCUUGGCCUUCUGCACGUGGAGGCCAAAAUGCUCCACUUUGG
Callithrix jacchus (white-tufted-ear marmoset) is the source of this 1693-nucleotide messenger RNA. NCBI's taxonomy places the organism in Eukaryota, Metazoa, Chordata, Mammalia, Primates, Cebidae. The record is from RefSeq and is a predicted model, not a curated record.